This is a messenger RNA of Cyclocybe aegerita, 2160 nucleotides long. Lineage: Eukaryota; Fungi; Basidiomycota; Agaricomycetes; Agaricales; Hemipholiotaceae. The record is from the annotation of a GenBank genome assembly.
AUGAUGGAGGCACGAAACCAAAAGCUUGACGGGCUGGGAAUAUGGAUGAAGGCCGGGCCGGUUUUCUCGUUCCCUUUCCUGCGUCCACCAUCCAACUUUCUAGCAGUGUGGCCGGCAAGAAUUCAAAGCGAGACACGGUUCGUCAUGCUUCGUACACAGUCCAAAAAAUGCGUUAGAAGAGCUUUGUCGCGGAUGUAUUCCAUUGAAAGCCCAAUCGCUUCCUCGAGCUCAAGUUUGGCGCACUACGAUGUAUGCGUCAUUGGCGGAGGCCACGCAGGAUGCGAAGCUGCUGCAGGAUCGGCCCGAACGGGUGCGCGGACACUCCUGUUGACCCAAAAAUUGGAGACUGUCGGAGAACUCUCGUGCAAUCCGUCGAUUGGCGGUGUAGGCAAGGGAACGCUAGUCAGAGAAGUGGACGCGUUGGAUGGGUUUAUGGGGAAGGUCGCUGACAAGGCAGGGAUUCAAUUCCAGAUACUCAACAGGUCGAAGGGUGCCGCGGUUUGGGGACCAAGAGCGCAAAUCGAUCGCAGGUUGUACAAGAAGAACAUGCAGGAAUUGCUCUUCAACUACCCAAGUCUGGACGUCCGCGCCAGAAGCGUUUUCGACCUUCUCUUUGAUUCGGAUGAGUUAGGCCGACCUUGGGGCAAGGUGGCUGGCGUAAAACUUGAGAGUGGCGACAUCAUUUCGUGCUCACAAGUGGUAAUUUGCACCGGGACGUUCUUGUCUGGGGAAAUCCACAUGGGGAUGAAGCGCUUUCCAGCAGGUAGACUUGGUGAUGACCCGUCCAUCGGCCUCUCUGGUUCUCUAAAGGCUGCUGGUUUCAAGCUUGGCCGACUGCAAACCGGAACCCCGGCUCGUUUGGAUAAGAACACGAUCGACUUCACUGGGAUGAAAGAGCAAGUCGGGGAUGCCCAACCGACGCCGUUUAGUUAUCUGAGCGACACGGUGGACAACGCAGAUAAUCAAGUUAUGUGCUACCAGACCCAUACAACUACUGAAACGCAUCAAGUGGUCAAGGACAAUAUGCACUUGAGCUGUCAUAUCCAGGAGACGAAACGAGGUCCACGAUACUGUCCGUCUCUAGAAGCCAAGAUCAUCCGCUUUGGACACAAGGCGAAGCAUACCAUCUGGCUUGAGCCUGAGGGCUACGAUUCGGAUGUAAUAUAUCCAAACGGAAUAUCCUGUAGCCUUCCAGAGGACGUCCAAGAACCGAUGAUGCGAACGAUUCCUGGUCUCCAGAAUGUGAAGAUGGUUCGACCAGCAUAUGGUGUUGAGUACGACUAUAUUGACCCUCGAGAGCUCGGUCCAACACUUGAGACGAAUCGUGUCAAGGGUCUCUUCCUUGCAGGUCAGAUAAAUGGAACGACUGGCUACGAAGAAGCCGCAGCCCAAGGCACCAUUGCAGGGAUCAACGCAGGCCUCGCAGCGCUCAAGCGGUCUCCUCUCGUCCUGACGCGUGCAGACGGAUUCACUGGUGUAAUGAUUGACGAUCUUAUCGUAAAAGGGGCUGAGGAGCCUUAUCGAAUGUUCACCUCACGAUCGGAAUAUAGGAUGAGCAUCCGGAGUGAUAAUGCCGAUUUACGACUUACGGAGAAGGGUCGCCUGGUUGGCGCGGUCUCUGACAGCCGCUGGUGGCGAUUUCAGGACACUCGCACUGCCAUAGAAGACACGAAGGAAAUCCUCCGUCAAACAGUAUUCAGCCCUCAAGGAUGGGGUCGGCAUGGUAUCACAGUUCAGAGGGACGGCGUUAUGAGGAGUGCCUUCCAGAUGUUGAGAUAUCCUACUGUGACGACCGAGACGCUACAGGCAAUCGUGCCACAACUUGCUGUUGUCCCUCCGAGCGUGCUGGCGAGAAUCAAUAUCGAUGGUCAAUAUGAUGCGCAUCUAGUACGCCAAGAAGCAGAUCUACGCGCUUUCGCAGAGGACGAAUCCCUCAUCCUCGAUCCUAAACUUGAGUACGACGCCGUUCCGGGGUUGAGCUCUGAGGUGAUUGAGAAACUUUACCUUAUCAAGCCCACUACGAUUGGCGCCGCGAAACGGAUGGAGGGCAUGACACCGACGUCGCUCAUCUCUCUCCUUAAACAUGCGAAGAGGACCUGGGGGCAGUCUCAACUGUCACAAACACAGGAAGGGGUCGGAGGAAGAAGUAUCCUAGUUUAG